AUGCGCUGCACCGCCCGCUCAUGCGCUGCACCGCACGCUCAUACGCUGCACUGCAACGCUGCACCGCCCGCUCAUACGCUGCACCGCACGCUCAUACGCUGCACCGCACGCUCAUACGCUGCACCGCACGCUCAUACGCUGCAACGCACGCUCAUUCGCUGCACCGCACGCUCAUCCGCUGCACCGCACGCUCAUACGCUGCACCGCACGCUCAUACGCUGCACCGCACGCUCAUACGCUGCACCGCACGCUCAUACGCUGCACCGCCCGCUCACACGCUGCACCGCCCGCUCAUGCGCUGCACCGCCCGCUCAUGCGCUACACCGCACGCUCAUACGCUGCACCGCCCGCUCAUACGCUGCACCGCCCGCUCAUACGCUGCACCGCCCGCUCAUACGCUGCACCGCUCGCUCAUACGCUGCACCGCCCGCUCAUACGCUGCACCGCCCGCUCAUACGCUGCACCGCCCGCUCAUACGCUGCACCGCCCGCUCAUACGCUGCACCGCACGCUCAUACGCUGCACCGCCCGCUCAUACGCCGCACCGCACGCACAUACGCUGCACCGCCCGCUCAUACGCUGCACCGCCCGCUCAUACGCUGCACCGCCCGCUCAUACGCUGCACCGCCCGCUCAUACGCUGCACCGCACGCUCAUACGCUGCACCGCACGCUCAUACGCUGCACCGCCCGCUCAUACGCUGCACCGCCCGCUCAUACGCUGCACCGCACGCUCAUACGCUGCACCGCCCGCUCGUACGCUGCACCGCCCGCUCAUACGCUGCACCGCCCGCUCAUACGCUGCACCGCCCGAUCAUCCGCUGCACCGCCCGCUCAUCCGCUGCACCGCACGCUCAUACGCUGCACCGCCCGCUCAUACGCUGCACCGCACGCUCAUACGCUGCACCGCCCGCUCAUACGCUGCACCGCACGCUCAUACGCUGCACCGCCCGCUCAUACGCUGCACCGCCCGCUCAUACGCUGCACCGCCCGCUCAUACGCUGCACCGCCCGCUCAUACGCUGCACCGCACGCUCAUACACUGCACCGCCCGCUCACACGUUGCACCGCACGCUCAUACGCUGCACCGCACGCUCAUACGCUGCACCGCACAGCUCAUACGCUGCACCGCACGCUCAUACGCUGCACCGCACGCUCAUACACUGCACCGCACGCUCAUACGCUGCACCGCACGCUCAUACGCUGCACCGCACGCUCAUACGCUGCACCGCCCGCUCAUACGCUGCACCGCCCGCUCAUACGCUGCACCGCACGCUCAUACGCUGCACUGCACGCUCAUACGCUGCACCGCACGCUCAUACGCUGCACCGCACGCUCAUACGCUGCACCGCACGCUCAUACGCUGCACCGCCCGCUCAUACGCUGCACCGCACGCUCAUACGCUGCACCGCACGCUCAUACGCUGCACCGCACGCUCAUACGCUGCACCGCCCGCUCAUACGCGGCAUCGCCCGCUCAUACGCUGCACCGCACGCUCAUACGCUGCACCGCACGCUCAUACGCUGCACCGCACAGCUCAUACGCUGCACCGCCCGCUCAUACGCUGCACCGCACGCUCAUACGCUGCACCGCCCGCUCAUACGCUGCACCGCACGCUCAUACGCUGCACCGAACGCUCAUACGCUGCACCGCAACGUUGCACCGCCCGCACAUACGCUGCACCGCACGCUCAUACGCUGCACCGCACGCUCAUACGCUGCACCGCACGCUCAUACGCUGCAACGCACGCUCAUACGCUGCAACGCACGCUCAUACGCUGCACCGCCCGCUCAUACGCGACAUCGCCCGCUCAUACGCUGCACCGCACGCUCAUACGCUGCACCGCACGCUCAUACGCUGCACCGCACAGCUCAUACGCUGCACCGCCCGCUCAUACGCUGCACCGCACGCUCAUACGCUGCACCGCACGCUCAUACGCUGCACCGCCCGCUCAUACGCUGCACCGCCCGCUCAUACGCUGCACCGCACGCUCAUAGGCUGCACCGCACGCUCAUACGCUGCAACGCAUGCUCAUACGCUGCACCGCCCGCUCAUACGCUGCACCGCACGCUCAUACGCUGCACCGCACGCUCAUACGCUGCACCGCACGCUCAUACGCUGCACCGCACAGCUCAUACGCUGCACCGCCCGCUCAUACGCUGCACCGCACGCUCAUACGCUGCACCGCCCGCUCAUACGCUGCACCGCACGCUCAUACGCUGCACCGCCCGCUCAUACGCUGCACCGCCCGCUCAUACGCUGCACCGCCCGAUCAUACGCUGCACCGCACGCUCAUCCGCUGCACCGCACGCUCAUACGCUGCACCGCACAGCUCAUACGCUGCACCGCCCGCUCAUACGCUGCACCGCACGCUCAUACGCUGCACCGCACGCUCAUACGCUGCACCGCACGCUCAUACGCUGCACCGCACAGCUCAUACGCUGCACCGCCCGCUCAUACGCUGCACCGCCCGCUCAUACGCUGCACCGCCCGCUCAUACGCUGCACCGCACGCUCAUACGCUGCACCGCACAGCUCAUACGCUGCACCGCCCGCUGAUACGCUGCACCGCACGCUCAUACGCUGCACCGCACGCUCAUACGCUGCACCGCCCGCUCAUACGCUGCACCGCCCGCUCAUACGCUGCACCGCACGCUCAUUCGCUGCACCGCACGCUCAUACGCUGCACCGCACGCUCAUACGCUGCACCGCCCGCUCAUACGCUGCACCGCCCGCUCAUACGCUGCACCGCCCGCUCAUACGCUGCACCGCACGCUCAUACGCUGCACCGCACGCUCAUACGCUGCACCGCACGCUCAUACGCUGCACCGCCCGCUCAUAUGCUGCACCGCCCGCUCAUACGCUGCACCGCAACGCUGCACCGCCCGCUCAUACGCUGCACCGCACGCUCAUACGCUGCACCGCACGCUCAUACGCUGCACCGCACGCUCAUACGCUGCACCGCACGCUCAUACGCUGCACCGCCCGCUCAUACGCUGCACCGCCCGAUCAUACGCUGCACCGCACGCUCAUCCGCUGCACCGCACGCUCAUACGCUGCACCGCCCGCUCAUACGCUGCACCGCACGCUCAUACGCUGCACCGCCCGCUCAUACGCUGCGCCGCCCGCUCAUACGCUGCGCCGCCCGCUCAUACGCUGCACCGCACGCUCAUACGCUGCACCGCCCGCUCAUACGCUGCACCGCCCGCUCAUACGCUGCACCGCCCGCUCAUGCGCUGCACCGCCCGCUCAUGCGCUGCACCGCCCGCUCAUGCGCUGCACCGCACGCUCAUGCGCUGCACCGCACGCUCAUACGCUGCACCGCACGCUCAUACGCUGCACCGCCCGCUCAUACGCUGCACCGCCCGCUCAUACGCUGCACCGCACGCUCAUACGCUGCACCGCACGCUCAUACGCUGCACCGCACGCUCAUACGCUGCACCGCCCGCUCAUACGCUGCACCGCCCGCUCAUACGCUGCACCGGAACGCUGCACCGCCCGCUCAUACGCUGCACCGCACGCUCAUACGCUGCACUGCACGCUCAUACGCUGCACCGCACGCUCAUACGCUGCACCGCACGCUCAUACGCUGCACCGCCCGCUCAUACGCUGCACCGCCCGAUCAUACGCUGCACCGCACGCUCAUCCGCUGCACCGCACGCUCAUACGCUGCACCGCCCGCUCAUACGCUGCACCGCACGCUCAUACGCUGCACCGCCCGCUCAUACUCUGCGCCGCCCGCUCAUACGCUGCGCCGCCCUCUCAUACGCUGCACCGCCCGCUCAUACGCUGCACCGCCCGCUCAUACGCUGCACCGCACGCUCAUACGCUGCACCGCCCGCUCAUGCGCUGCACCGCCCGCUCAUGCGCUGCACCGCACGCUCAUACGCUGCACCGCACGCUCAUACGCUGCACCGCCCGCUCAUACGCUGCACCGCCCGCUCAUACGCUGCACCGCCCGCUCAUACGCUGCACCGCCCGCUCAUACGCUGCACCGCACGCUCAUACGCUGCACGGCACGCUCAUACGCUGCACCGCACGCUCAUACGCUGCACCGCACGCUCAUACGCUGCACCGCACGCUCAUACGCUGCACCGCCCGCUGAUACGCUGCACCGCACGCUCAUACGCUGCACCGCCCGCUCAUACGCGGCAUCGCCCGCUCAUACGCUGCACCGCACACUCAUACGCUGCACCGCACGCUCAUACGCUGCACCGCACAGCUCAUACGCUGCACCGCCCGCUCAUACGCUGCACCGCACGCUCAUACGCUGCACCGCACGCUCAUACGCUGCACCGCCCGCUCAUACGCUGCACCGCACGCUCAUACGCUGCACCGCACGCUCAUACGCUGCACCGCACACUCAUACGCUGCACCGCACGCUCAUACGCUGCACCGCCCGCUCAUACGCUGCACCGCACGCUCAUACGCUGCACCGCACGCUCAUCCGCUGCACCGCACGCUCAUACUCUGCACCGCCCGCUCAUACGCUACACCGCCCGCUCAUACGCUGCACCGCACUCCCAUACGCUGCAUCGCACGCCCAUACGCUGCACCGCACGCCCAUACGCUGCACCGCCCGCCCAUACGCUGCACCACACGCUCAUACGCUGCACCGCCCGCUCAUACGCUGCACCGUCCGGUCAUACGCUGCACCGCACACUCAUACGCUGCACCGCACGCUCAUACGCUACACCUCCCGCUCAUACGCUGCACCGCACGCUCAUACGCUGCACCGCACGCUCAUACGCUGCACCGCCCGCUCAUACGCUGCGCCGCCCGCUCAUACGCUGCGCCGCCCGCUCAUUCGCUGCACCGCCCGCUCAUACGCUGCACCGCCCGCUCAUACGCUGCACCGCACGCUCAUACGCUGCACCGCACGCUCAUGCGCUGCACCGCACGCUCAUGCGCUGCACCGCACGCUCAUACGCUGCACCGCACGCUCAUACGCUGCACCGCACGCUCAUACGCUGCACCGCACAGCUCAUACGCUGCACCGCCCGCUCAUACGCUGCGCCGCACGCUCAUACGCUGCGCCGCACGCUCAUACGCUGCACCGCACGCUCAUACGCUGCACCGCACGCUCAUACGCUGCACCGCCCGCUAAUGCGCUGCACCGCACGCUCAUACGCUGCACCGCCCGCUCAUACGCUGCACCGCCCGCUCAUACGCUGCGCCGCCCGCUCAUACGCUGCACCACACGCUCAUACGCUGCACCGCCCGCUCAUACGCUGCACCGCCCGCUCAUGCGCUGCACCGCCCGCUCAUGCGCUGCACCGCCCGCUCAUGCGCUGCACCGCACGCUCAUACGCUGCACUGCAACGCUGCACCGCCCGCUCAUACGCUGCACCGCCCGCUCAUACGCUGCACCGCACGCUCAUACGCUGCACCGCACGCUCAUACGCUGCAACGCACGCUCAUUCGCUGCACCGCACGCUCAUCCGCUGCACCGCACGCUCAUACGCUGCACCGCACGCUCAUACGCUGCACCGCACGCUCAUACGCUGCACCGCACGCUCAUACGCUGCACCGCCCGCUCACACGCUGCACCGCCCGCUCAUGCGCUGCACCGCACGCUCAUGCGCUACACCGCACGCUCAUACGCUGCACCGCCCGCUCAUACGCUGCACCGCCCGCUCAUACGCUGCACCGCCCGCUCAUACGCUGCACCGCUCGCUCAUACGCUGCACCGCCCGCUCAUACGCUGCACCGCCCGCUCAUACGCUGCACCGCCCGCUCAUACGCUGCACCGCCCGCUCAUACGCUGCACCGCACGCUCAUACGCUGCACCGCCCGCUCAUACGCCGCACCGCACGCACAUACGCUGCACCGCCCGCUCAUACGCUGCACCGCCCGCUCAUACGCUGCACCGCCCGCUCAUACGCUGCACCGCCCGCUCAUACGCUGCACCGCCCGCUCAUACGCUGCACCGCACGCUCAUACGCUGCACCGCCCGCUCAUACGCUGCACCGCCCGCUCAUACGCUGCACCGCCCGCUCAUACGCUGCACCGCACGCUCAUACGCUGCACCGCCCACUCGUACGCUGCACAGCACGCUCGUACGCUGCACCGCCCGCUCAUACGCUGCACCGCCCGAUCAUCCGCUGCACCGCCCGCUCAUCCGCUGCACCGCACGCUCAUACGCUGCACCGCCCGCUCAUACGCUGCACCGCACGCUCAUACGCUGCACCGCCCGCUCAUACGCUGCACCGCACGCUCAUACGCUGCACCGCCCGCUCAUACGCUGCACCGCCCGCUCAUACGCUGCACCGCCCGCUCAUACGCUGCACCGCACGCUCAUACGCUGCACCGCCCGCUCACACGUUGCACCGCACGCUCAUACGCUGCACCGCACGCUCAUACGCUGCACCGCACAGCUCAUACGCUGCACCGCACGCUCAUACGCUGCACCGCACGCUCAUACGCUGCACCGCACGCUCAUACGCUGCACCGCACGCUCAUACGCUGCACCGCACGCUCAUACGCUGCACCGCCCGCUCAUACGCUGCACCGCACGCUCAUACGCUGCACUGCACGCUCAUACGCUGCACCGCACGCUCAUACGCUGCACCGCACGCUCAUACGCUGCACCGCACGCUCAUACGCUGCACCGCCCGCUCAUACGCUGCACCGCACGCUCAUACGCUGCACCGCACGCUCAUACGCUGCACCGCACGCUCAUACGCUGCACCGCCCGCUCAUACGCGGCAUCGCCCGCUCAUACGCUGCACCGCACGCUCAUACGCUGCACCGCACGCUCAUACGCUGCACCGCACAGCUCAUACGCUGCACCGCCCGCUCAUACGCUGCACCGCACGCUCAUACGCUGCACCGCCCGCUCAUACGCUGCACCGCACGCUCAUACGCUGCACCGAACGCUCAUACGCUGCACCGCAACGUUGCACCGCCCGCACAUACGCUGCACCGCACGCUCAUACGCUGCACCGCACGCUCAUACGCUGCACCGCACGCUCAUACGCUGCAACGCACGCUCAUACGCUGCAACGCACGCUCAUACGCUGCACCGCCCGCUCAUACGCGACAUCGCCCGCUCAUACGCUGCACCGCACGCUCAUACGCUGCACCGCACGCUCAUACGCUGCACCGCACAGCUCAUACGCUGCACCGCCCGCUCAUACGCUGCACCGCACGCUCAUACGCUGCACCGCACGCUCAUACGCUGCACCGCCCGCUCAUACGCUGCACCGCCCGCUCAUACGCUGCACCGCACGCUCAUAGGCUGCACCGCACGCUCAUACGCUGCAACGCGUGCUCAUACGCUGCACCGCCCGCUCAUACGCUGCACCGCACGCUCAUACGCUGCACCGCACGCUCAUACGCUGCACCGCACGCUCAUACGCUGCACCGCACAGCUCAUACGCUGCACCGCCCGCUCAUACGCUGCACCGCACGCUCAUACGCUGCACCGCCCGCUCAUACGCUGCACCGCACGCUCAUACGCUGCACCGCCCGCUCAUACGCUGCACCGCCCGCUCAUACGCUGCACCGCCCGAUCAUACGCUGCACCGCACGCUCAUCCGCUGCACCGCACGCUCAUACGCUGCACCGCACAGCUCAUACGCUGCACCGCCCGCUCAUACGCUGCACCGCACGCUCAUACGCUGCACCGCACGCUCAUACGCUGCACCGCACGCUCAUACGCUGCACCGCACAGCUCAUACGCUGCACCGCCCGCUCAUACGCUGCACCGCCCGCUCAUACGCUGCACCGCCCGCUCAUACGCUGCACCGCACGCUCAUACGCUGCACCGCACAGCUCAUACGCUGCACCGCCCGCUGAUACGCUGCACCGCACGCUCAUACGCUGCACCGCACGCUCAUACGCUGCACCGCCCGCUCAUACGCUGCACCGCCCGCUCAUACGCUGCACCGCACGCUCAUUCGCUGCACCGCACGCUCAUACGCUGCACCGCACGCUCAUACGCUGCACCGCCCGCUCAUACGCUGCACCGCCCGCUCAUACGCUGCACCGCCCGCUCAUACGCUGCACCGCACGCUCAUACGCUGCACCGCACGCUCAUACGCUGCACCGCACGCUCAUACGCUGCACCGCCCGCUCAUAUGCUGCACCGCCCGCUCAUACGCUGCACCGCAACGCUGCACCGCCCGCUCAUACGCUGCACCGCACGCUCAUACGCUGCACCGCACGCUCAUACGCUGCACCGCACGCUCAUACGCUGCACCGCACGCUCAUACGCUGCACCGCCCGCUCAUACGCUGCACCGCCCGAUCAUACGCUGCACCGCACGCUCAUCCGCUGCACCGCACGCUCAUACGCUGCACCGCCCGCUCAUACGCUGCACCGCACGCUCAUACGCUGCACCGCCCGCUCAUACGCUGCGCCGCCCGCUCAUACGCUGCGCCGCCCGCUCAUACGCUGCACCGCACGCUCAUACGCUGCACCGCCCGCUCAUACGCUGCACCGCCCGCUCAUACGCUGCACCGCCCGCUCAUGCGCUGCACCGCCCGCUCAUGCGCUGCACCGCCCGCUCAUGCGCUGCACCGCACGCUCAUGCGCUGCACCGCACGCUCAUACGCUGCACCGCACGCUCAUACGCUGCACCGCCCGCUCAUACGCUGCACCGCCCGCUCAUACGCUGCACCGCACGCUCAUACGCUGCACCGCACGCUCAUACGCUGCACCGCACGCUCAUACGCUGCACCGCCCGCUCAUACGCUGCACCGCCCGCUCAUACGCUGCACCGGAACGCUGCACCGCCCGCUCAUACGCUGCACCGCACGCUCAUACGCUGCACUGCACGCUCAUACGCUGCACCGCACGCUCAUACGCUGCACCGCACGCUCAUACGCUGCACCGCCCGCUCAUACGCUGCACCGCCCGAUCAUACGCUGCACCGCACGCUCAUCCGCUGCACCGCACGCUCAUACGCUGCACCGCCCGCUCAUACGCUGCACCGCACGCUCAUACGCUGCACCGCCCGCUCAUACUCUGCGCCGCCCGCUCAUACGCUGCGCCGCCCUCUCAUACGCUGCACCGCCCGCUCAUACGCUGCACCGCCCGCUCAUACGCUGCACCGCACGCUCAUACGCUGCACCGCCCGCUCAUGCGCUGCACCGCCCGCUCAUGCGCUGCACCGCACGCUCAUACGCUGCACCGCACGCUCAUACGCUGCACCGCCCGCUCAUACGCUGCACCGCCCGAUCAUACGCUGCACCGCCCGCUCAUGCGCUGCACCGCCCGCUCAUGCGCUGCACCGCACACUCAUGCGCUGCACCGCACGCGCAUACGCUGCACCGCACGCUCAUACGCUGCACCGCACGCUCAUACGCUGCACCGCCCGCUCAUACGCUGCACCGCACAGCUCAUACGCUGCACCGCACGCUCAUACGCUGCACCGCACGCUCAUACGCUGCACCGCCCGCUCAUACGCUGCACCGCACGCUCAUACGCUGCACCGCACGCUCAUACGCUGCACCGCACGCUCAUACGCUGCACCGCACAGCUCAUACGCUGCACCGCCCGCUCAUACGCUGCACCGCACGCUCAUACGCUGCACCGCACGCUCAUACGCUGCACCGCACGCUCAUACGCUGCACCGCACGCUCAUACGCUGCACCGCACGCUCAUACGCUGCAACGCACGCUCUUACGCUGCACCGCCCGAUCAUGCGCUGCACCGCACGCUCAUCCGCUGCACCGCACGCUCAUACGCUGCACCGCCCGCUCAUACGCUGCACCGCACGCUCAUACGCUGCACCGCACGCUCAUACGCUGCACCGCACGCUCAUACGCUGCACCGCCCGCUCAUACGCGGCAUCGCCCGCUCAUACGCUGCACCGCACGCUCAUACGCUGCACCGCACGCUCAUACGCUGCACCGCACAGCUCAUACGCUGCACCGCCCGCUCAUACGCUGCACCGCACGCUCAUACGCUGCACCGCCCGCUCAUACGCUCCACCGCACGCUCAUACGCUGCACCGCACGCUCAUAUGCUGCACCGCAACGUUGCACCGCCCGCUCAUACGCUGCACCGCACGCUCAUACGCUGCACCGCACGCUCAUACGCUGCACCGCACGCUCAUACGCUGCAACGCACGCUCUUACGCUGCACCGCCCGAUCAUACGCUGGACCGCACGCUCAUCCGCUGCACCGCACGCUCAUACGCUGCACCGCCCGCUCAUACGCUGCACCGCAACGCUGCACCGCCCGCUCAUACGCUGCACCGCACGCUCAUACGCUGCACCGCCCGCUCAUACGCUGCACCGCGCGCUCAUACGCUGCACCGCGCGCUCAUACGCUGCACCGCCCGCUCAUCCGCUGCACCGCACGCUCAUCCGCUGCACCGCCCGCUCAUACGCUGCACCGCCCGCUCAUACGCUGCACCGCCCGCUCAUACGCUGCACCGCCCGCAAAUACGCUGCAACGCCCGCUCAUACGCUGCACCGCGCGCUCAUACGCUGCACCUCCCGCAAAUACGCUGCAACGCCCGCUCAUACGCUGCACCGCACGCUCAUACGCUGCACCGCACGCUCAUACGCUGCACCGCCCGCUCAUACGCUGCACCGCACGCUCAUAUGCUGCACCGCCCGCUCAUACUCUGCGCCGCCCGCUCAUACGCUGCGCCGCCCUCUCAUACGCUGCACCACACGCUCAUACGCUGCACCGCCCGCUCAUACGCUGCACCGCCCGCUCAUACGCUGCACCGCCCGCUCAUACUCUUCACCGCCCGCUCAUAUGCUGCACCGCCCGCUCAUACGCACGCACUUACACUGCACCGCACGCACAUACACUGCACCGCCACUGCACAACCUACCGACUCAAAGUGUUACCUGCCACUCACUCGAGGCCGGUGA
This is a messenger RNA of Closterium sp. Naga37s-1, 10830 nucleotides long. Lineage: Eukaryota; Viridiplantae; Streptophyta; Zygnematophyceae; Desmidiales; Closteriaceae. The record is from the annotation of a GenBank genome assembly.